AUGAAAAUUAUCCUGUAAAAAUACACAAUUUAUUUUUAAAAUACUCAACAAUUUAGACUUCAGUAGGCUGCGAACCAUUCUAUAGAAUUUACUGAAUGCAAUCGACCCUGGGAUCUGCGGAUCCGCAAUCGGUCGAAUCUGCAGUUGCGGAAUCCUCAGAAUCAGAGUGGUUGGCGUUUGGUCGAAUCUGCAAUUGCGGAACCCGCAGUUCCGGAACCGCAGAUGCGGAACCCUGCAGAUGCGGAACUGGCUGAAUCCGGCGGCAGGAUGUAAAUUACACCGUGUUCCAGGAGGGCCUCGAAUAUCCCUGGCUUUUGGUAUGGGUGGAGUGGUGGUCUUGGAAUUAGUCCUCCGCAGAUACCCAGUGAAGGCUGAACUUGGAUCUUUACUUGACAAUAAAAGGAAUAUUUAGGGUAAACAGGCUUUCCUUACCUCAGUUGGUAAAGAAUCUGCCUGCUAGGCAGGAGACCCGGGCUUGAUUCCUGGAUUGAGAAGUUACCCUGGAGAAGGAAAUGGCAAUCCAUUCCAAUAUUCUUGCCUGGAGAAUCCCAUGGAAAGAGGAGCCUGGUAGGCUACAAUCUAUGGGGUCGAAAGAGUCGGACUCACGACUUAGCGACUAAACCACCACCAUUAGGGUAAACGGGGGCCUACUUUUUGGUUUAACAAUAAUCCAAUAUAAAGUUCACUGUGUAAACCUGGUCAAAGAGAACAAGGUGUGUCUUCUAAUCCUUUAGCCCUUUUACUUGUAUCAUAGAUAAAGUUCGAUGACCUUGUGCAUUUCUCCAGACAGAAAGCUUUCGGUAACUGAGAAGUACAGCCAGGCCCAAGCCCUUACCUCGCUGACCUGUGGAUUUCUGUGUCUUUUGAGCCCUGUCUGGAGUGGAUCACAGAAGCAAUAAGAGGAGCUUCCAGAUUCUCCUGGUUGCUAUCUGAGCAUACUUACGACUCACAGACUUACAAAAUGGCAGCCCCACAUCUGUCCACUAUAUUUGACCCUUCCUGUGCCCAUGAAAGGAUCACAGAGAUGGGAAACUUCCGCUCUUGGUUACAGAACUCAAUCACCUUUGAGGAUGUGGCCAUAAACUUUACCCAGAAGGAGUGGGCAUUGCUGAAUUCAUCUCAGAGAAUGCUAUACAAAGAUGUGAUGCUGGAGAACUAUAGAAACUUGGCUUCACUGGGACAUCAACUCUGCAAACCUCCUCUCAUCACCCAUCUGGAGCAGGAAGAUGAAAUGAAGAUAGUAGAGCGAAGAAUUCACCAAGAUACCUGUUCAUAUGAGAUGAUUCUCCUUAAAACCAAACGACCACAGCAAGAACAAGGUAUUUUGGAGAAAUAUACACUCAAUGGCAAGAAGGUAAGAUUCACAUGGAAUAAUUUCUUGUCCUCACCUUAG
Molecule: messenger RNA, 1393 nt
Organism: Bubalus bubalis (water buffalo)
Lineage: Eukaryota; Metazoa; Chordata; Mammalia; Artiodactyla; Bovidae
Product: zinc finger protein 557
Exons: 6
Coding region: 962-1393 (143 amino acids)
Biological process (GO): regulation of DNA-templated transcription
Source: RefSeq, a predicted model, not a curated record